AUGUCUACGGAUGCUGUAUUAAUCUCAUCUUUUACGUUUGCAACAAUGCAAAUCAAUCGACAUGUAGCAUUAUUCGUGCUCUUGUUCGGAACUGUAGGCAAUCUUCUCAAUAUUUGGGUAUUGAGCGAACACUCGUUAAGCGAUAACCCAUGUUCAACUUAUCUCUGGUGGUCUUCUCUUUCAAGUGCAAUUUUUAUUUGGUCAGGAACAUUAACUCGCGUACUCCAAGGCUACAACCUCAAUUGGCCAAAUACAAACCAACCUGUAUGUAAAACUCGACUUUUUAUUUUAACAACAUGUUUUUCCGUGGCUGUAUGGACUCUUGUCGGUGCUAGCAGCGAUCGCUAUUUACGCAGUAGUGCUUUAGUCAAAUUUCGAAAUUUUAGCACUGUUCAAACAGCGAGACGAAUUCUGAUCAUUAUUAUUACUGGUUCUGUUUUAGUAUUCCUAGAAGUUUUCUAUUGUUAUGAAGCAAGUGUGCCUAAUGUUCCUGUUGCUUGUUAUCCUCAAAGUCUACCAUGUCGAUUAUACAAUGAUUGGAUGCUUAUUUUGUUCACUACCGUUAUACCAAGUUGUUUCAUGGCUGUUUUUGGUUCAUUAACAAUUCGAAAUAUUCGAACACGAGUUGUUCAACCAGUAAUGCAUGUUGAAUUUCGAAAUAAUACAGCGAACCAAAACGUACGAUUGCGACUAAAUGAUCGUAAUAUUAAUCAUAUGUUAUUGAUUCAGGUUUUGGUUGUUCUUCUUAUGAACUUACCAGUUACAAUUCAUCGUCUGUACGCAAGUUUAACAGCAAACUUUUCUAAAACUGCUCUUCGUGUAGCUAUAGAAAAUCUAAUUUAUUCUCUGGUUGUUUUAUUUUCUUUUUUCUCUUAUUCAAUAUCAUUUUAUUUAUACAUUCUGACCGGUUCAAUAUAUCGUGCGGCAUUAAAACGUGUUGGUCGCCGUUUAUUACGUCGAAUUGGACUGUUACAUUAA
This is a messenger RNA of Rotaria sp. Silwood2, 978 nucleotides long. The record is from the annotation of a GenBank genome assembly. NCBI's taxonomy places the organism in Eukaryota, Metazoa, Rotifera, Eurotatoria, Philodinida, Philodinidae.